This is a messenger RNA of Lindgomyces ingoldianus, 1537 nucleotides long. RefSeq lists its product as uncharacterized. Gene Ontology annotation, biological process: lipid storage; lipid droplet organization. The transcript is spliced from 2 exons. Gene Ontology annotation, cellular component: endoplasmic reticulum membrane. NCBI's taxonomy places the organism in Eukaryota, Fungi, Ascomycota, Dothideomycetes, Pleosporales, Lindgomycetaceae. Bases 47 to 1477 code for a protein of 476 amino acids. The record is from RefSeq and is a predicted model, not a curated record.
GACGCGCAUUCCCUUAGGUAACAGCACCCAUGAAGAGGAUCGUAGGAUGGAUGACCCAGAAGACGACUACAAUGGAUCUCAUUCAAUUCUUACUUGGGCUAAAGACACCAUCCUCACCCCCUUCUACAUCCUAACCUCGCCUGCCCUUCUCCGCACCUAUCUCCGCACCCUCCUCCUCCUCCUAACCUCCACGUUCCUCUUCGCCCUCGCCGUAAUAGCGUACAGCUCCUUCUACCUCUCCUACAUUCCUGUCCGCGGCGUCGAUGUCCCGGUUUAUUUGCAAUUUCCAACAUCGGCUGCAGCUAUGCAUCUGACGUUUCCCUAUGGUGUCGCAAAAUUGGAGGGGCUGGUUUCGAGGCAGAAAUAUGAUGUGAUGGUCGAAAUGGGUUUACCGAGGAGUGAAGCGAAUUUGAGGGCUGGGAAUUGGAUGGUGGGUCUGGAGAUACGUGGACCGGGGGCCGGGCCGGGGGCGGAGACGGGGGCAGGAACGCUAGGGGGUGGUUUUGUGGGGAAGAUGGAGAGGGCGCUGGGGUGGGCGGAAGAUUGGGAUGCGGAGGAUUUUCCUUCCAUGGCUAAGGCUGAGAGGGAGAAGCCCCCUCAGACAGGAGGCAAUACGCAGGACAAGCACAAAAUAGGUGUAGAAGCAGGCGCCCUACUAGCACGAUCGCGCAGACCCGCAAUCCUAACCUACCGCUCCCCUCUCACCGAAUUCACCUACCGCGCCAUCCGCCUCCCGUUCUACAUCCUCAACUUCAAGCACGAAGCCGAAACCAUCAGGGUUCGUAUCAUGGAGGGCGUGGAGUUCGGCAAAGGCUGGCAAAAUGUACCCUCGACUCUCCGUCUCGAACUCCGAAGUACAAUUCCGUUAGAGGUGUAUAAAGUUAGUGUGAAGUUUGUAGCGAGACUGGAGGGCCUAAGGUGGGUUAUGUAUGAGUAUCGAUUCCCCAGUUUUGUGGUUUUUACAGUGUUGUUUUGGGGAGUGGAGAUGUGCGUUGUGUUAGUUACUUGGGGGUUUUUUUCGCUGGUACUUUCGGGAGCUGGGGCUGGGGGAGAGGAGAUGCAAGAAGCACAAGGUCGUGGUAAAGUUAAAAGGGAAGAAGGCCUCGCAACUCCGAAAACAGACCCAGACCCAGCAUCUUCCGCCCCUUCAACCCCGCUAUCCGACACCUCGCGUACCUUUCCAACACUUUCGUCCCACAGACGCCUCCACUAUUCGUCCUCGGAAGCCCAGGCCCAAGUCCGUGAAUCCGCAAACAUCAAACCCGAGCCCACGAACCGGAUCCCCAAGCUCGAAGACAUACCCCUCAAAACUGAGGCCGAAGCGGAUGACGAGGAUGAUGAGGACGAAGACACAAACUUCAUACUCGAGGAGCCAAUGCCGAAUACAAUUGCAGGUAUGCUGACGGAUUCGGGAAUCGGGACGAGUUUGGAGAGUGGACACGAGGGAAAGGGUGCGUGGCCGAGACGGAGGGUGUGAGGUGGUUAUAAGAUGUGUCAAUUUAGGAGUUAUAUGAUGCGAGGAUAUGCUGGAAUCGCG